Messenger RNA from Naegleria fowleri, 2109 nucleotides. RefSeq lists its product as uncharacterized. The coding region runs from base 1 to 2109 and encodes 702 amino acids. Gene Ontology annotation, biological process: SCF-dependent proteasomal ubiquitin-dependent protein catabolic process. NCBI's taxonomy places the organism in Eukaryota, Heterolobosea, Eutetramitea, Acrasida, Naegleriidae. The transcript has a single exon. The record is from RefSeq and is a predicted model, not a curated record. Gene Ontology annotation, cellular component: SCF ubiquitin ligase complex.
AUGCGCUCUCGAUUAGGAUCUAUCCAUGGACCAGUUCUCUUUGAAAUUUUCAAAUAUCUCCAUUCCAAGCAUUUACUCUCUUCCAUUGUGUUGGUGUGUCGGGAAUGGAAAGCCAUUGUUUCCGAAUGUGUUCUGAAAUUGGAAUUAAAAGAAAAUGAUUAUCCAUCAUGGUUGAAAGAACAAAUGAAUAUCUUUGGAAACCAUCCGAAUCCAAAUAGCACGGUGAUGUGUCCACAAACCACCAUCUAUUCUCAUGUGUAUCAAUUAAUGACAUCGAUCGGAGUUUUUGAAAAUUUACAAGAUCUUUCUCUGAUUGGAUAUGAAGACUUGAUGAGUAGUGAUCUUUUGUGGCACUUGUUGGUAACUUUGAAACAUUUGAAACGAUUACUCCUCUCUGAUUGUCAUUUAUUGGAAGGACAAUUGGCAAGAACAUUGACCUUUUCAAACGAAAGAACCAAGUCGAAUCACAAUGAUGAUGGUUUUAAUAAGGAAGGAGAAUAUCGAGGGUUCUUUUCAUCAUGGUUUUCAAAAAAGAACAAAACAAAUACAACCGAGACAUUGGAAUCGUCGUCAUCUUUAGAAAAAAGUUCAAAUAGACAUCGACCUGUGAAAUAUUCAGAAAGGAAUACUGUGGUAUUGAAAUUUGAGAGAGUACCACACAAAACUUUCAUCCCACCACACUGUGUGGAACAUUUAACAUCCCUAUGUUUAUUCAAAGUACAUGUACCGAUUGUCUUGUAUGACAUCUUGAUGAAAAAAUUAGUGAACUUGAAAGAAUUUCGAAUGGUAGAUUGUAAUCUUACAAAAUUUGAAAUCUUUUCAUCCUCGAAUUCACUUUCACAUGUUGAGAUUAAUCGAACUAAUUGUGAUAAUGCAACAAUUACCAUCAGUGAAAAGAAGGAGAACUUGAUUACACAGACUUUGGAAUUUUUAGUGUUGAAUAAUGUGUCCAUCGAGAGCAAUCGUGCAUGGAACUUUUUUGCAAAUUGUUCAAAAUUGAAGACAUUGAAAAUGAGAAAAUAUGUUUCAGUACCGACAUCAAGUAAUUCAUCAUCUACCAUGACGACGACGACAAGUAUUGAGAAUUUAUGUGUGGAGGGCAUUGGAGUGGAUUCCUAUUUUUUCAAAGCACUGAAUCAAUGGACGCCAAAUUUAAAGCGAAUGGAAAUUCUUCAUUGUUCAUCGUUGGUCGCUCAAGAACCAUUGUUAAGUGUCAUUACUGAGAAUUUCAAACAACUCACGCAUCUCAGAGUUGUAAAUGUACGAAAUUUGGCAUCUUCUGACAUUCAUUCACACACAUUAGAAUAUUUAGAUCUUUCAAGUAAUAAGGAUCUACAGUGCGCCAUUCAUUGCAAUUCUCUCAAAUAUUUAAAUCUUGGAGGAACAGCCAUUACCGAUGCAGAGAAGACCAAGAUUGUCAUGAAGAAUAGCUCUCUAGAAGAAUUAAAUUUACCCAUGAUGGAUUCGAAUGAAGCCAUUGGAAAUGCAUGGACACUGGGAAAGUUAAAGCGUUUAGAUUUAUCCUACAAUCGUAAAGUCGAUGAUGAUCGAUUGGCAGAAAUAUUACAAUUCAUGAACUUAUUGGAAUAUUUAAAUUUGAAAAUGUGUAAAAAUAUUCACCAAGUUCCUCUCAAGAAAAACAGCAAUUUGAAAACCUUACUAUUGAGUGGAACUCAAAUUACAGAUGAAUCAUUAAUGAAGGUCACUCUAUUAACACCAGAGUUGCAAAGAUUGGAUAUUGAUUGCUGUGGAAUGUUGAAAGAUCCACAAUUGUCUCAUCUCCACAAAUUAUCCUCUCUGGAUGUGAGUGAAAAUAUUUCCUUCUCUUUAAAAACCAUUCUUGGUUUGGUCAAACAAAUUCCCUCACUGAGGUAUUAUUAUGCACGAUGGUUUUCAAAUUUGAUUUCUAAUUUGACAAAUACGAAGGAGUUGAUGGAUGCAUUUAGGAAUUUAUUAUUAUUGGAUUUGACUGGAAGUGCUUCUUCAACAUGUACAGUUCUUAAUCAAUUGAGGGAUGAGUUUAAAGAUUUGAUCAUUGUUUCAAAAACACCAUCCUUCAGGUGUGAUGUCAUACCUUAUCCUUUUACAGUCUUUGGAACCAAGCUGUAA